AUGCUAUGGAGAAGAGAGAGCUUCGAGCACUGUCUAUGGAGAGAGCUUCGAGAUGCUAUGGAGAAGAGAGAGCUUCGAGCUCUGUCUAUGGAGAGAGCUUCGAGCUCUGUCUAUGGAGAGAGCUUCGAGAUGCUAUGGAGAAGAGAGAGCUUUGAGAUCUGUCUAUGGAGAAGAGAGAGUUUUGAGAUGAGAUGCCAUGGAGAAGAGAGAGCUUCGAGAGAUGAGAUGCUUGCGUCUAUUCCUCUUUCUGAGAUGGGGCUGCGUCAAUAG
This is a messenger RNA of Eruca vesicaria subsp. sativa (arugula), 270 nucleotides long. The record is from the annotation of a GenBank genome assembly. NCBI's taxonomy places the organism in Eukaryota, Viridiplantae, Streptophyta, Magnoliopsida, Brassicales, Brassicaceae.